Messenger RNA from Pseudocercospora fijiensis CIRAD86, 1428 nucleotides. RefSeq lists its product as uncharacterized. Gene Ontology annotation, cellular component: plasma membrane. The record is from RefSeq and is a predicted model, not a curated record. The transcript is spliced from 2 exons. Gene Ontology annotation, molecular function: pantothenate transmembrane transporter activity. Bases 1 to 1428 code for a protein of 475 amino acids. NCBI's taxonomy places the organism in Eukaryota, Fungi, Ascomycota, Dothideomycetes, Mycosphaerellales, Mycosphaerellaceae. Gene Ontology annotation, biological process: pantothenate import across plasma membrane.
AUGAUGGGCGUGCUCCACAAGCUUAGGGUUGCCGUCUGGGGAGAAGCUCCUGCCACCAAGGAGGAAUCGCGUCUGCUCUUCAAGAUCGACUGGUUCAUAUUAUCCUAUGUCUGCCUGAUGUACUGGGUGAACUAUCUCGAUCGAGCCAAUCUCAACAACGCCUAUGUCUCAGGCGCGAAAGAAGAUCUCGGGUUCAGAGGCACUCAACUCAACCAGAUCAACACGAUAUUUUAUGGCGGCUAUCUGUUGGGUCAGAUUCCGAACAACCUGAUCCUCCAAAGAGUACCGCCUCGCAUCUGGCUUCCGACGACAUGCAUGGUCUGGGGCUUCUUGACGCUCGGCACCGGUUUUACGCAUCAUCCUUGGCAAAUCAUGGUCAUUCGCUUCUUUCAAGGCUUCUUUGAAUCGUCCUGCUUCGUUGGCGUGCAAUGGAUCUUGGGAUCAUGGUACAAGCCUGAGGAGAUCGGCAAGCGCACUGCCAUCUUCACAUCUUCUGGCCUGGCCGGUACGCUCUUUUCCGGCAUUAUGCAAGGCUCCAUCUACACCAACCUCAAUGGAAAAGCGGGUCUCGCUGGAUGGAGAUGGCUCUUCGUGAUUGACUUUCUCAUCACCCUUCCCGUCGCCAUCUAUGGGUUCUUGCUAUUCCCUGACACCCCUACCAGCACGAAAGCAUGGUACUUCAGCCCACACGAGAAAGUGAUGGUGGUAGAGCGCCUGCCUGAGGUCGAAAAAAAGCGUGGCGUUCUUGGAUGGUCAUUAAUCAAACGAGUCGUCCUCAGUUGGCACUGGUGGGCAUUUGUUCUCAUGUGGAUUGCUGGUUCCAACACCGAAAUGUACAGCUCGAACGCUAUCAUGCAGUUAUAUCUGAAGUCCACGCACGACUACACCACUCAACAAGUCAACUAUAUUCCAUCAUCCGUCUCAGGUCUCGGAAUCGUCGCAACGUUGCUCCUUGGAUGGUACAGCGACUACAACACUCGACGCAGGUGGCAUGUCGGCAUCUUUCUCUCUUUCACCGCCAUCACAUCUGGCUCGUUGAUGCUUUCUCCGCCAUCGAGAGCGGCGAAGUUCGCGGCGCUGAUCCUGAACGGAUGUCAAUUCGCGGGUCAGACUGUGUUCUUCGCUUGGGCCAAUGACCUGACCCGUAAAGACGAUGCAAAGCGAUCUGUCGUCCUCGCUAGCAUGAACAUGUUCAGCGUUGCUGUCUACUUGUUCUGGAGUCUUCUGUUCUACAACGCCACACAAGCACCGGACUGGUAUGAAGGCAGUUGUGCGAUGAUUGCGAUGGGUUGCUUUACGCUGAUCAUGACCAUUGUAUGCUAUCUCUUGCAGCGAAGACAGGAGAAGCACGAAGCUAUCGACGCUGCAGACUGGGCUUUGGAGGAUAUCAAGGCGGCCGAAGUCAAGGCUGCCGAAGUCAAGUCUUGA